Ophidiomyces ophidiicola is the source of this 2466-nucleotide messenger RNA. RefSeq lists its product as uncharacterized. Bases 1 to 2466 code for a protein of 821 amino acids. NCBI's taxonomy places the organism in Eukaryota, Fungi, Ascomycota, Eurotiomycetes, Onygenales, Onygenaceae. The transcript is spliced from 3 exons. The record is from RefSeq and is a predicted model, not a curated record. Gene Ontology annotation, molecular function: DNA-binding transcription factor activity, RNA polymerase II-specific. Gene Ontology annotation, biological process: positive regulation of transcription by RNA polymerase II; aromatic amino acid catabolic process. Gene Ontology annotation, cellular component: nucleus.
AUGCCUCCGAUGCCGACGCGAACAACGCAACUGUCUUUUCAGCGAAGAUCGCGCGUGGUCACGGAAGAAGAAGAGUACGUGAUAGAUAGUUGCCUGGAGUUGCAAACGGAAUAUCCGAUUUCUGACUUGGUUUCAGCAAAUAAUGUUAUUAGUACGACGUCGGCUGAGCAGCAAGCUUCCUUCACGACCUCCCCCCAAAUACCCGGUGCCCCUGUGAGUGUGGCGGGCACUCCGCGAAACGCACCACCACUCCUCGUGAACAAAACGGAGUCCAAUACUCCUACACCGGCGCACCACUCUAGCACACCUGCCCCACUCCAGAUGCAGUAUGAGCCCACCGGCGCGGCGAGUACGCCGGCAAAUAUGAGUGUCAACUGUGCAUCGCCGUUAACGUCGACGAUGCGCCCUGCUGAAUCGCCCUCAGAUCAAGGACCUUCUACAGGCCUUGCAAGCUCUGUGAUGCGUACUGUCGUGUCGAGCGGGAAUGAUGCGCUAAACAUCCUAUUCCAGGCUGCUGCACAAGAGCAAGGGAACUGUGUGAAUGACUUGGCUACAAAUUCUAGAAGUCUAUUGAGCCAGAGCAACAACCAUGCCCAGCCGGUGUAUGAAACCCCUGGGUCAACGACAUCCCUAGGCAUGGCGACCACUAUAUCUUCGGAACCUACGCAUUUGUCUCCUGUGGAGCCUGAUGUAGUGGCAGUAUGGGAUUCAUGCCGAUUUGUGAAGAUGGGAUGGUUUUCUUCCAGGGAGGCAGUAACAUACGUAGAUUUAUUUUUCAGACACAUGGCACCUUUAUCUCCAAUAUUGUCGAACUUCUAUUCACACCAUCGAAAUCACUACUGGUUAAUCACUCAGGAACCAGUGUUGUGUUGUACAAUCCUAAUGAUAUCAUCCCGUUAUCAUACAUUACCGGGCGUUGGUGGUGCUUCUAGAGGGUUUUUCAUCCAUCAGCGACUAUGGCAACACUGUCAACAUUUGAUAAUGCGAGUGAUGUUAGGCCAGGAAAAAGGAUCAAAAGCAAAAACUAGAACUGUUGGCACAAUUGAAGCUUUACUUUUGAUGUCCGAGUGGCAUCCUCGUUCUCUGCAUUUUCCACCUGAAAGCGAUGGUUGGGAUUCGGAUCUGAUGAUGUCACCUCCAGAUCAUUUCCACUCCGCCACCAGCCCUGACAUGUCCGUUUUAGCACCAAACCGCUGGCUUGAAGAUGUUAUUGAGCCAGCUAGAAGAUCUGAUAGAAUGUCUUGGAUGCUACUUGGGUCCGGACUGACAUUAGCACAUGAACUUGGGAUUUUUGAUGCAGACGAUUCUCGAGCUAAAAGCAUGAUAGCAAGCCCGGAAAUAGAAUGUCAGGGGGUUGAUAUUAAUCUCCGUCGGUAUCGAAUCCAGCAACUCCUCUAUGUUUUUAUCAACCAGCUCGCUUCGCGGCUUGGAUGCAUGUCGCUCAUGCCCCAGAGCCUCAACCAUGCUGUUCUGGCUCCGUUUUCGCAACCUUCUCUUCAAGCAGGCGAUGAAUGGCACUCUUUCAUGAAUUCCUGGAUCGAGCUCACGAAGCUGUCGAAGUCUGUCACCGACACAUUCUUUCCCUCGGCCUCGUUGACUCGGCAACAGUUCCAUAGCGGCCGUUAUAUUGGGCUCCUGGACCAUUUUCGGCCCUUGCUUUCCCAGUGGCGGCAAAAACAUCUUGAUACGAGAAAUUUGUCGCUGCCGUUCCGCGACAUGAUUUUCAUAGAGUACCAGUUCGCUAGAGUAUACACAAACUCAAUCGGCAUGCAAGCCGUUGUGGAACGACUACUCGCGGAAUCAGAUCCAGACUCGGUUUUAGACGAAGUACGUCAAACAAAUGUUGACGACAUUGAUUAUGAAUUUAUACAGGAAGUCAUCGAUGGCUCGUGCCAUAUUCUCCAAAAGGUCAUAUCGCUUGCCGAGAGCGGUGCCUUACGAUAUUCUCCAGUUAGGAUAUUUCUUCGUAUAACUAGCUCGUCGAUUUUCCUUCUCAAGGCCCUUAGCCUGGGCGUUCGCAAUGCUAAACUGCAGGAGUCGCUAGAAAUACUAAGUAGAAGUAUUCAGGCUCUCCGCUCCAGUUCCUUGGAUGAUAUCCAUCUUGGGUCGAGAUAUGCAACUCUCCUAGAGAGUCUUAUCGCUCGUCUUCGACGUAGUUUCGUUCUAACUAAUAAAAAGGCAAGCCGGGCUACUACGAGACCGUCAUCUGUUAUGCCUCCCUCCGAAUCUCAACCUUCAGGAAAUCCUCCUGACCUGUCGCAAAUCACAGGCAAUUCCCGCACCAGGAUGGAUGUCUCCAGUUCUGUAUUUGAUGACAGAAUAUUGUCUUUAAAUGACAUCAAUGCUGAUGACUGGCUUUCCCUACCAUUUGAUCCGUCCAUGGCCCCUUUCGGCGAUGGUGGUAAUCAAAUCUGGUCUGGUUUCGAGGGAUCGAAUUUGAAUUUUAUCUGGAAUUUACCCUCUUGA